Molecule: messenger RNA, 1523 nt
Organism: Dimorphilus gyrociliatus
Lineage: Eukaryota; Metazoa; Annelida; Polychaeta; Dinophilidae
Source: the annotation of a GenBank genome assembly
UAAAACAGUUGAUAGAACUGUACCUGUUAACUGCAAGACAUGAAAGCUUUAAGUCUGAUUUUCCUUGUAUUUGUGUCUUUUACAUUUAUACAUUGUAAAAUAGCGCCUCUUUAUAAAGCAAAAACGCCUCUUGUAAGAUCUACAUUAAGUAAUGGAUAUAAUUAUGUUAGGAAUUACAUUAUCGUAUUGAAGAGGGAUAAACUUAUUAAUAAUCUAUUGGGUGAAGUUGCUUAUACAUUUUCAAGAGAAUAUCAUUUUCAACCAAAUUUUACAUUCUCUCUCGGAGAUUUUGGAGGGUAUGUUAUUGAAGAGAGAGUUGUUCAGGAUUAUUUGAGCUUAAUAAGAAAUUUGGAUGUCGUUGAAUACAUAGAAGAAGAUGCUGAAAUUCAAGCUUAUGUACCAACAACUUCAAAGCCACAAGCCGAUUGUAUCCACCAGAAAUCGGGAGAAGAACUUUGGGGUUUAUCGAGAAUAAGUAGACAUGCGUCUCCCAGCAGCUUUCAAGGAUCAUCUUACAGAUACAGCAACGUUGACAGCGGAAAGGGUGUUACAAUAUACGUUGUCGAUUCUGGUGUUAACAUCAACCACGAUGAUUUCGGGACACAGGCUUCUCAGGGCUUCACUGCAACUUGGUUACACAACUUAGAAGGCCCAGAAGAUAAGAAUGGUCAUGGAACACACGUUGCUGGAAUAGCGGCCGGUUCAAAACACGGUGUUGCUAAAGAAGCUAGUGUUGUGGCGGUCAAAGUUCUAAAUUCUGAGGGAGCUGGGCAAUUAGCAAAUUUAAUUGAAGGUAUUGACUGGAUGGUUGACGAUUUUAAAAAGAAAAAAUCAGCAAAUAAAAAGGCUAAAGCUGUAGCAAAUCUAAGCUUAGGCUUAUCGGCAUCAGGACAAUCGGUAACAUUGGAAAGAUGCUUGAGAGAAGCCGUUAAUUUAGGAAUACCUGUCGCAGUUGCAGCUGGAAAUGAUCGGAGCGAUGCGUGCUAUUGGUCUCCCGCUAGAAUGAACGAAGUAAUAACUGUUGGUGCAACAGAUAAGGCAGACAGAAUAUCACACUUUUCAAAUUAUGGAAGCUGUUUAGAUAUUUUUGCUCCUGGAGAAAGUAUUAAGUCCACCUAUCAUACCACUAACACAGCAACGAAUACCUUACAAGGAACUUCAAUGGCUUCUCCAUUUGUUGCAGGCGUUAUGGCUCGCUAUUUAAGCUAUCAUGAUGAAAGUAUAAAACCAGCGAAAGUUUACGAAUGGCUGUUGAGUGUCUCUUCUCAAGAUACAAUAGACUUCAGAUACAGCUACAUAAAACAAAGUUCUCCGAACAAAAUGUUAUAUAUGGGAUGCGGUGGUGAUUUAUCCGCUUCAUAUUCACCUAGAUUAAUUCCCACAGUCUUCCUUAUGAUGCUAUCUCUCAUAAACUAUUACUUUGUUGUGGGUAAUGUGAAGGAAUAAAUAAACAGUUAGAGUAUAUACACCGAUGAAUAUAUAUCUUGAAUACACAUUUUUACUGAGGACUUUGUAAUGAAAAA